UGGGGCAUGCUAGCCAGUGUAGAGAGGGCUACGCCGGUACAGUUUGUAAAGGCCAGCGCUGCCGUGUGUGCUGUGUCACUGUGUACCCAUCUAUCCGUGUGUCCUCUCUGUGUGUGGUGUUUAGGAUCUGGGUUUUAUCAUGCAUUCUGUUGAUUCUGUUCGUUCUGUCCUAGCAUAGGAAGCAUGCUUGCUCAUCUUACUCUGUACUGUCACCUGCACAACAGCCCGCUGUACCUUUUUAAUUUCUCUAUAAAACAAGCUAGAGACAAUGCGGCCAAUUGAGUUGCUUUCAAAGUGGCUGCUGGCCAGGCCUGUUGCAACAGCUGAUGGCUCUCUCAGUGUCAGGAGCUAUUUCUGCUCCAUUAGCUUCUAUCAGGCCAUAAAAGGCUGGUCCCAUGUGGAGCUGCCACAUUGCCUCCGACUGUGUCCUCCACCACAGUGUCUUCAGAUUUCAUGUGGAUUUACCCAGGAAUGGAUGACUCCGCCAAGACCAGAGUGGGCAAGCGCAGCCUCGAAGACACCAGGGGCCUGGGGACUUCAAAAAGAAGAUCCUUUUUAUUAAUAUUUUGGUGUUCUUCCUUCAGAGAAACUCUUGGGAUGUAGCCCUCACCUAUUUCCUGAAUCUGGCAUCUCAGCACCCUCUGGAAAGCACCGUUCUAAAUAUACCCUGCUGUGAAUCACUCCACUGAUAGAGGCUGUUGCCUUGUUUGUUGACCACUGUUCUUGUGAGUGCUACUGAUCUAACUUGGGAAAUUUUGCUUUUUGUUUAGUCUCUAGAGAUAAUGUUCAUCAAAGAGACUCAAGAAUCCCCAAGGCUGAGUUAGAGGACAUAGAUGGUUUUUAUUUUUGUUUUGUUUUUAUUACAACAAUAAGGGAUUGUACUGUGUUCCUGGCCCCUCUCACUUAGAGGAACGAGGAUUACACAGAAAUUUGAAAUUUCAACAAGAAGAACUUAAGAUUCCUGGGAUUCCCACAUCAAAGAAAAGCUGCAAGCUUUCAGGAAGAGUUUUCCUUUGAUGAUAAAGAAGAACCUGCCAACCACAGGAGAGGCCUUGAUGCCAAGUGCUUAGCUGUACUCCCUAAAGUUGCAGAAUUAAGAAAAAUCUUCGAACCAAAGAGGAAAGACUUUUUAGAAAUGAAAAGAAAAGAAAGAAUUGCUAGGCGCUUAGAAGGAAUAGAAAAUGACCCCCAGCCCAUCCUGUUGCAGAGCUGCACAGGGCUAGUGACUCAUCGGCUGCUGGAAGAAGACACACCCAGAUACAUGCGCGCCACAGACCCUGCGAGCCCUCAUACAGGGCGAUCCAAUGAAGAGGAAGACACUCCUGGGUCCUCCCUAGAAAAGCAAACAACUUCUAAAUACUGCACAGAAACCUCGGGCGUCCAUAGUUCGGGCUCCAUGGACACCCACAGUCUGGAGUCCAAAGCAGAAAGGAUCGCAAGAUACAAAGCAGAGAGAAGGCGGCAGCUGGCGGAAAAGUAUGGGCUGACCCUGGACCCGGAAGCUGACUCCGAAUACUUGUCUCGAUAUGCCAAGUCUCGGAAGGACCCAGAUGUGACUGAGAGACGAGGAAAAAGUGACAAGCAAGAAGAACAGAGCAAGGAUGCCAGUUCCCGGCACUCCAGGAUGGAGUCAGGGCCCAGGACCAGCUUGGUUGUGUCCCAGGACUGUACCCCGCUGGGAAGCAAUGUAUCUGACCAGGAGCUGCUGCUCAAUGUGGAGAACCAGAGAAGAGUCCAAGAUCCCCUACUAGGAGAAGAUGGUUCCUCUGCCUUCUUUUCUGAGCAAAGCACCGCCUUCCCCGAAGUGCCCAGGUCUCCAAAGCACAUACCCAGCUCACCGCUGCAACAGCCAGCCUCCCCAAACCAUCCCGGUGACCCACCCCUGCCCAUAGAGGCCCGAGCCAGUAGUACAGGGAAGCCCGCACAUGAGUGGUUUCUGCAGAGAGAUUCUGAAGGCGAUACACCUUCACUUAUCAACUGGCCUUCCAGAGUUAAAGUUAGAGAAAAAUUGGUGAAAGAGGAGAGUGCUCGCAGCAGCCCUGAACUCACCUCAGAGUCCUUAACUCAGAGGAGACAGCAGCCAGCACCCGCGCAUUUCCUGCCUAUCCAGUCAGAAAGUUCCGCCUUUGAUAGGGUCACCAGCAAAGCAGUGAGCUCACUGAGGCCAAGGCAGAGUGGUGUCCUGACAACUGACCCUGUUCAUGCCAUCAAGCUGGUCACCAUGGACACACCAGAAAGCACAUCUGAAUGCAGCUGGGUGGGGUCAGCCACCCCAAAAGUUAUAAAAUCUACCACCUUGAAGAUUCUAGAAGGUGGGCCAAGGGAUGCUGCAGUACUCCAUAUUUGUGAGUCAAAAGCAGAAGAUGUGCUCUCCCCGGAACCUCUGGAGAGGAGUCCCAAGUCACUUUUGACCUCAGAAGAUGACAGACUUCUGAGAGGCCACAAAGACCCCUCUGGUAAUAAAGAUGUGGAUGAGGCCAUCAUUCACUCCAUCGACGGAGAACCUGAGAGAGAGCGGCAAGUUCAACACCCACCCACUCAGAGAACCGGCCGGAGUGAAAUGCUUCUGUAUGUUCAGAGUGGUCCUGUGUCCCAAGAUGCCACAUUGACCAGUCAUGCGAAGGAGGCCUCUCCGAAGAAGCGCAAGGUUCUGGCCCGCUCCCUGUCGGAUUACACAGGCCCCCUUCAGCUCCAGGCCCCCAGACACAAGGAUGCGGCCCCAAAGCAGGAGCUAGAGCUGCACAGUUCCAGGGCAGAAGGGCCUGGUGCAGAGGCCAGCAUGCUGGACACCAGAGUCUCCGUCGCCCAGCUCCGAAAUGUAUUUAUGGAGUCGGCCAGAGCCAGCAAGAAACCCGAACUCCAAUCCCGGGUUGAGAGGUCAGCUGAAGGAAUUGGCUUGCCCAUGGAACGGGAGAGAGGGUCUCGGAAACCAAGGCGCUACCUUUCUCCUGGUGAAAGUAGAAAAACUUCUGAGCGAUUUAGAACUCAACCUAUAACCUCAGCAGAGCGAAAGGAGUCCAAUAGAUACCCUUCUGGUUCAGAAGUGCCAGUGGCCGAGGAUGAAGAGAAGGUGGAUGAGCGGGCCAAGCUGAGCGUUGCUGCCAAGAGACUGCUGUUCAGGGAAAUGGAGAAAUCCUUUGAUGAACACAGUGUCCCGAAGAGACAUUCGAGAAAUGCAGCCGUGGAGCAGAGGCUGCGCCGCCUGCAGGACCGUUCACACACACAGCCCAUCACCACAGAGGAAGUGGUCAUUGCAGCCACUGAACCUAUCCCUGCUUCGUGUUCUGGGGUCACCCACCCUGUAACGGCGAGACUUCCUAGCCCCACUGUAGCUAGAAGUACUGUGCAGCCUGCCAGGUUACAGGCAUCGGCUCGCCAAAAGGCCUUAGCCAGGGACCAGGCAAAUGAGGGCAGAGAGUCUGCCGAACCAGGCGAGCCUGAUUCCUCCACUCUGAGCUUAGCCGAGAAAUUGGCCUUGUUUAACAAAUUGUCCCAGCCAGUCUCCAAAGCCAUUUCCACCCGAAACAGAAUAGACGUGCGGCAGAGGAGGAUGAACGCAAGGUAUCAGACACAACCGGUCACUCUUGGAGAGGUGGAGCAGGUACAGAGUGGGAAGCUCAUCUCCUUCUCACCCACUGUAAACACCUCUGUUUCUACCAUGGCCUCUGCGGUGGCUCCCACGUACGCAGGGGACCUUCGGAAGCCAUCUGUUGACCACAGCACAAGUGCCACUGACUAUAAAUCCCCUUCUCCUGCGGAAAACUCAGACUCUCCAGUCAGAAGCAUUCUGAAAGCACAGGCUUGGAGGCCUUUGGCAGAGCACAGUGGGAGCAGAGGAAUGCCGGGGGAGUCGGGAGAGACAGAAAGCAGGAAUGCUGUGACUGUGGCUGCCGGAGACAGUGGCGUUCAAACACGCGGAGCCUUCGAGGAGGAAGGGGAGCCCUCCUACCCCAUCCUUGGCGAUGGCCAGAAGGAACCUAAGCACGGCAUCCUGAGGCGGGGAAGCUUAGAGCUAGGGAGUCCUUCCGCUGCACACCUUGGUGAUGAGCUGAAGGAAUUUUCCACUGCUAAAAGCAGUUUGCAAGAGAGUCUGCACCUGAAGGAUCAGCAGGCCUCAGAGGAGAUCGCAGAUGUGGAAAAUGUCAUGAGGAAGUUCUCACUCAAAGAGUUUGGAGAGACUGCUUUGGAGCAGACGGAGGCGGCUGCCAGGAAAGCCUCUGUUCAGAUGGCAACCCCAGGGGUCCGGAAGCCGCAGGAGUCCUCUGAGCAACCAGCAGAGAAGCUCUUCAGGAACCCCAGCGCCAUGUUUGCUUCUGGAGAGGUCAAAGUGCCAGUGGGUGACAGCAUCCUGGAUUCACCCAGCAAAACCAUGUCAAUCAAAGAAAGGCUGGCACUGUUGAAGAAGAGUGGCGAGGAAGACUGGAAGAACAGGCUGAUUCGGAAGCAGGAAUAUGGCAAAGCCACCAGCAGCCUGCACACGCAGGAGGUGGAGCAGUCCCUGAAGAAAAAGGAAGAAGGAGGACUUACAGCUGAUAAUGCCAUUUCUAAUCUGCUUUGGGAACCUGUAUUUGCUUCUACUUACUCUCCUGCUAUGCCUGCUGCCCAUAAACACCUGUCUUUUGUAUCUGUUAAUCAGAGAGUCACAGAAAGUCGAGAGAGCCAGAUGACGAUUGAAGAGAGGAAACACCUCAUCACUGUGCGAGAGGAAGCGUGGAAGACGAAGGGCAGGGGAGCGGCCAACGACUCCACACAGUUCACCGUGGCAGGAAGAAUGGUGAAGAAAGGUCUGGCAUCACCCACAGCCAUAACUCCCAUUUCAUCCCCUCUCUGCAGUAAAUCAAGGGGCACUACCCCAGUUUCCAAACCCUUGGAAGAUAUUGAAGCCAGACCAGAUAUGCAGCUGGAAUCGGACCUGAAGUUGGACAGGCUGGAAACCUUCCUAAGGAGGCUGAAUAACAAAGUUGCUGGGAUACAGGAAACGGUCCUUACAGUCACUGGCAAGUCUGUCAAGGAGGUGAUGAGGCUGGACGAUGAUGAAACCUUCACCAGAUUCUACCGUAGCAUGGAUCACAGUAUGCCCAGAAGCCCUGUGGAACUGGAGGACGACUUCGAUGUCAUCUUCGACCCUUACACUCCCAAGUUGACAUCUUCCGUGGCAGAGCAUAAGCGCUCAGUCAGGCCCAAGCGCAGGGUCCAGGCAUCCAAGAACCCUCUCAAACUGCUGGCAGCAAGAGAAGAUCUCCUUCAGGAAUACACAGAGCAAAGGCUAAACAUUGCCUUCAUGGAGUCCAAGCGGAUGAGAGUGGAAAAGAUGUCAUCCAACUCCAACUUCUCAGAAGUGACUCUGGCAGGCCUAGCCAGCAGGGAGAACUUCAGCAGCAUCCACCUGCGAAGUGUCAACCUGAUGGAGCAAAACUCCAACAACAGCGCCGUGCCCCACAAAAAGCUCAUGCUGCUGCAGAUUAAAGGAAGAAGGCACGUGCAGACAAGGCUGGUAGAGCCUCGAGCCUCAUCACUCAACAGUGGGGACUGCUUCCUUCUGCUCUCUCCUCAGUACUGCUUCCUGUGGGUGGGAGAGUUCUCCAAUGUCAUCGAAAAAGCGAAGGCAUCUGAACUUGCAACGUUAAUUCAGACAAAGAGGGAGCUCGGGUGUAGAGCUACGUACAUCCAGACCAUCGAAGAAGGAAUUAACACACAUACUCACGCAGCCAAAGACUUCUGGAAGCUCUUGGGUGGCCAGACCAGUUACCAGUCUGCCGGAGACCCCAAGGAAGAUGAGCUGUACGAGACAGCCAUCAUAGAGACGAACUGUGUCUACCGCCUGACAGAUGACAAACUCGUUCCCGAUGAUGACUACUGGGGGAAGAUCCCCAAGUGUUCCCUUCUGCAGUCCAAAGAGGUCCUGGUGUUUGACUUUGGAAGUGAAGUUUAUGUGUGGCAUGGAAAGGAAGUCACGUUAGCACAACGGAAAAUAGCAUUCCAGCUGGCUAAGCACUUAUGGAAUGGAACCUUUGACUAUGAGAACUGUGACAUCAACCCCUUGGACCCCGGAGAGUGCAACCCGCUCAUUCCCAGGAAAGGACAAGGGCGGCCUGACUGGGCAAUAUUUGGAAGAGUUACGGAGCACAAUGAGACUAUUCUGUUCAAAGAGAAAUUCCUUGACUGGACAGAGCUGAAGAGACCUACAGAGAAGAAUUCCGGAGAAGUUGUCCAACAGAAGGAUGACCCGAGGGCUGACAUCAAACCAUAUGAUGUGACACGGAUGGUGGCAACGCCCCAGAUGACAGCCAGCACCAUCUUAGAUGGGGUGAACGUUGGCCGUGGCUAUGGCCUGGUGGAAGGAGACGACAGAAGACAGUUUGAGAUUGCCACUGUCUCUGUGGAUGUUUGGCAUAUUCUGGAAUUUGACUACAGCAGGCUCCCCAGGCAGAGCAUCGGGCAGUUCCAUGAGGGGGAUGCCUAUGUGGUCAAGUGGAAGUACACAGCGAGCUCAGCAGUGGGAAGCCGACAAAAGGGAGAACACCCCGUGAGAGUGGCUGGCAAAGAGAAGUGUGUCUAUUUCUUCUGGCAAGGCCGGCACUCAACCGUGAGUGAGAAGGGAACGUCAGCUCUCAUGACGGUGGAACUGGAUGAAGAGAGGGGGGCCCAGGUCCAGGUCCUGCAGGGAAAGGAGCCGCCCUGCUUCCUACAGUGUUUCCAGGGGGGCAUGGUGGUGCACUCCGGACGGAGGGAAGAGGAAGAAGAAAAUGUGCAAAGUGAGUGGAGACUGUAUUGUGUGCGAGGAGAGGUGCCCAUGGAAGGGAACUUGCUAGAAGUGGCCUGUCACUGCAGCAGCCUGAGGUCCAGGACUUCCAUGAUUGUUCUCAAUAUAAACAAGGCCCUCAUCUACCUGUGGCACGGGUGCAAAGCACAAGGCCAUACGAAGGAGGUUGGAAGGACUGCAGCAAAUAAGAUCAAGGAAGAAUGUCCCCUGGAAGCAGGCUUGCACAGCAGCAGCAAUGUGACAAUACAUGAGUGCGAUGAAGGAUCCGAGCCCCUGGGAUUCUGGGAUGCUCUGGGGAGGAGGGACAGGAAGGCCUAUGACUGCAUGCUUCAAGAUCCUGGAAGUUUUAACUUCGCGCCCCGCCUGUUCAUCCUCAGCAGCUCCUCCGGGGACUUCUCAGCGACAGAGUUCGUGUACCCUGCGCGAGCGCCCUCUGCCGUCAGCUCCAUGCCUUUCCUGCAGGAGGAUCUGUACAGUGCACCACAGCCAGCUCUCUUCCUCGUUGACAACCAUCACGAGGUGUACCUCUGGCAAGGCUGGUGGCCCACUGAAAACAAGAUAACCGGUUCUGCCCGCAUUCGCUGGGCUUCGGACCGGAAGAGCGCCAUGGAGACGGUCCUGCAGUACUGCCGAGGAAAGAAUCUGAAAAGGCCACCCCCCAAGUCUUACCUUAUCCAUGCUGGUCUAGAGCCCCUGACGUUCACCAACAUGUUCCCCAGCUGGGAGCACAGAGAAGACAUUGCUGAGAUCACAGAGACGGAUACUGAAGUUUCCAACCAGAUCACCCUGGUGGAAGACGUCUUAGCCAAGCUCUGCAAAACCAUCUAUCCACUGGCAGAUCUGCUUGCCAGGCCACUCCCAGAGGGGGUAGACCCUCUAAAGCUUGAGAUUUAUCUCACAGAUGAGGACUUCGAGUUUGCACUCGACAUGACCAGAGAUGAAUUCAAUGCACUGCCCACCUGGAAGCAAGUGAACCUAAAAAAAGCGAAGGGCCUGUUCUGAGGGUGAGAGGGCGGAGCCACAGAGGGGGAAGGGCCUGUUCUGAGGGUGAGAGGGCGGAGCCACAGAGGGGAAGGGCCUGUUCUGAGGGUGAGAGGGCGGAGCCACAAAGGGGUCGCUGCCACUAGACCAGAAAAUGGAUGGAGAUAUAUCUUUGGACUAGUAUUUUUUCUGUCAAAGAAGAAAGUAUUUUUGAAUCAGAGUUUUUCCAAACCUGAUCUUAUUAACUCUACAGCCUGUCCUGGAGUUGCGCAUUCUGUAAAUGUAUAGAACUCUUCGGAUUGUUCUUUUCCACAGUUCAGGAGAACUGAAAAGAAAAGCGUCUCUUCCGUUCGCCUCAGCCAAGUGCUGCCUCAGUGGCCGCUGCAGCCCGACCCUCCUGUUCCGGCUCAGCGGUGCCUUUUUAAAAGCAAUUCUCUUUAUAAAGUGUUAUUUUGAUAGUUUGUGAAUCCUAAAUAUAUAUAUAUAUAUUUAUAUAAACACCUAUAAAUCAACUAUGUAUUUAACAAAGCAAUAUGUAUUCAUUCACUUGCAACUGUUUUCUUUGAUGUCAAAACAAUGUUCCCAGGUAGAGGGCUGUCUGGGCCGCUUCUGUUGAGUUAAGCCUGCCACCAGUCUGGCCUGUGCGCAGGAGUGCCUCCUUCAGCCGUAGCUCUGGCUUGUGCUGAGUUCUGCUUCCGGUGCUAAGGUGAACAAAGACUUUGUACUCCUGGUGUGAACUCUGAAGAAUCAGCCUUCCUACCUUAAUGUCUGCCCAGAAAUGUACAGUGCCUUGUUCUGUGUACAGUUUCUAUACAGAAACGCUUGUUCUGCUUUUUUGAAGCUGGUUUGGAACAUUAGCCACAGUUUUAUUCUCAGUAGAAAUAAAAACAUCUCAAUUUCUCAUACCCACUGUAAACAUUACACAUGUCAUUUUGUGACAGAGGAUCCAAAAAUAAAAUUUCAGAGUAAUCACAA
Mastomys coucha (southern multimammate mouse) is the source of this 8719-nucleotide messenger RNA. It is a transcript of the gene Svil, whose product is annotated as supervillin. Gene Ontology annotation, molecular function: actin filament binding; phosphatidylinositol-4,5-bisphosphate binding. The record is from RefSeq and is a predicted model, not a curated record. NCBI's taxonomy places the organism in Eukaryota, Metazoa, Chordata, Mammalia, Rodentia, Muridae. The transcript has 40 exons. Bases 1136 to 7765 code for a protein of 2209 amino acids. Gene Ontology annotation, biological process: barbed-end actin filament capping; cytoskeleton organization; actin filament severing. Gene Ontology annotation, cellular component: actin cytoskeleton; cytoplasm.